GACUGCUCUGUGAGAGACUGCAACGGAGCGGUUGAACGAAGCCCAGCGGAGAAUCACAGCAACGCAACUCUAGAGAAAAUUCUGCGCUUCGCAUACUGUAGCAUGGCAUCAAGGAGAAUGGAGACCAAACCAGUAAUAACCUGCCUCAAAACGCUCCUCGUCGUCUAUUCCUUCGUGUUUUGGAUCACGGGGGCCGUCCUGCUGGCGGUUGGACUAUGGGGUCAAUUCAUGCUUGGCCCGUACAUCUCUCUGAUCGCCGAGAACUCCACCAAUGCCCCCUACGUGCUCAUCGGCACUGGCACCACCAUCAUCGUCUUCGGUCUGUUCGGAUGCUUUGCCACCUGCCGCGGAAGCCCAUGGAUGCUCAAGCUGUAUGCCAUGUUCCUCUCGCUGGUCUUCCUGGCAGAGCUGGUGGCUGGCAUCUCCGGCUUUGUGUUCCGCCACGAGAUAAAGGGAACUUUCCUGAGGACAUACAACGAGGCAGUGCAGGACUACGAUGCCAAGGACGAGAAGAGCCUGGCUGUGGAUAAUGUCCAGCGUAGCCUGCGCUGCUGCGGCGUGCUGAACUACACCAGCUGGUUCACCAGCGUCUACUACCCCACCAACGGCAUCCCCUCCAGCUGCUGUGUCAACACGUCCGACUGCAGCUCCGCUGACCUGCGCAACUCCACCAUCGCCCCCAGCAAGGUUCACCAGCAGGGUUGCUAUGAACUGGUGACCUCCUUCAUCGAGACCAACAUGGGCAUUAUUGCUGGUGUGACCUUUGGCAUUGCUUUCUCGCAGCUGAUCGGCAUGCUGCUCGCCUGCUGUCUGUCACGGUUUAUCACUGCCAAUCAGUACGAGAUGGUGUAGCAGUAAGAGCACAGGGAGAUGGCAAGAGGGCAUCCAUCACCUUGGGCAACUGGGAAAGGACAUACCUGAAAUUCUAGCACACUCCAUUCUCAUGGCCUUUUCCCUCUGUGUCCUUUCCCUCCGUACUUUUCUCCUUUCUCUCUCUCUUGUUUUCACCCUCUCCUCUUCUCUCGUUCCUCCUUUUUUCUCUCUGUGUCGGUCUUUCUCUGACUUUUUGUGUAGUGCAUCAUUCCUUAACGUGCAGUUGUGCCAUGAUGGGGGGGUAAAAAAUACGUUUUUCUUUCAGGACCUUAACACAACUAAAGGAAAAAGAGCCGGAUCUGUACACUCACAUUAGUCCAAGUCUUUUGCUGUACAAACAAACCCACUGCAUGCCGAAUCACACCUCCGCUAGCGUCACAACCAUCACAGUGACAUUUGUAUAAAUAACCAAAAAUGUGACUAAAAUAUUGCAUCAUAGUUCUUUUUUGUCAGAUAUGUUUUUAUUUUGACGUAAAAAGGUAAAGAAAAAAUAGCAUAACAAUCAAAUAUCAGAUCAUUUUUGUAUCCUGUUUGGGAUUUUUUUGGGGGGAGGGAACCUCCUCUCCCGUGACACAAACGGUGUUCGCUUCGUGCUGCUACAUGAAGUACUUCUCUCUGCAUCCUGUUCGAGACAAACAUUGCCUAUAGCUGAAACUGUGUACUAGUAGCGCUCUGUGGACGUGGGUGUGUUGUGUUGCUUUCUCUCUUUAUUUUCUUUUAGGUAAAUAAAGUACAAAAGCCCUUGGGUGAAUGUCCGCAUCAGGCCAGCUCAGUGCUCAGUGACCUUAGCCCCUCCACCCCAGUGCCUUCCUCCUUGGCCCUAGUUUUGGUGUUCGUGUCAUUGUCUAUUUUAUUUAUUUAUUGAUGUUGUUAUUUAAAUGACACUAUAUACAGACUCAGUAUACUUAAUCUUAAUACUGAUAAGGCCUAUAAGCAGUCUCGAUCUUGCUUCAGAACAGCUCUCUUUCUCUGUUUCCGUUGGCUCUAACAUCCUAGCCGUGCCAAACGGUUCCACUUUCUCUCACUGGCCAGCGUCUGAUAUAUUAACUACUCAGUGUCCCUCCCAGCCUAGCUUUUUGCUGAUGCACCCUGUCGGCACUCCGUCCCAGCAAUGUCCUCCCCAUCCUCUGCGUCAGCAGUGUCUGACUCACUCGCUACCGCCGCCGUCCACGCAGUGAGGACAGCUGAGCCAUUGCUCACUGCUAUCAGAAGCGGUUGGUGGCUUGAAGGCCAGACAGGGAGGUAGGAUGGGGCGAGAUAGCAAUAGGUUGAACUCAUUAGGGGGCGAAUCAAAUGUAUUGAAUGAGAAUCACUGCAGUCAUUUUGAGAGAAUUAUAAUUUCCGCCAAGUGGUGCGGUCCACGGUGGUUAGUCACUAGACAUGCUCGUCACCAGACUGUCUAAAAGAGAGUUCUCCCGUAUUAAGAAUCCCAUACGCUAUUAUCAACCAGAGUAGCCUAACUCAAGAAUGUUAUUAAAGCCUUACAGUCUUAUUUAGGGCCACUCUCUUCCUGCUGUGUGUAAACUGAACUCUAACUUCUCUUGGCCACCUCCAAAUAACGAACAAGCAUGAGCAGGUGUAAAAGCAACCAGUCUUUAGGACCCACUGACUUAGCAAGGUACAUGUGAUGUGAGUCCAGGGUCUAGUUCAUCGCAUUCAUUCUAUUCUGAGUGGGGGUGGAUGGAGGAGAAAGCUGAUGUCACUGGCACUGUCUUGUUUUAGGAAACUCUGAUGUGAGUAAAGUGGGCUGGUUGUUCCAAUUUUCUGUUUAUGAGUGUUUGCGUUUAGAUUAUUUCUCAGGUUUUUUUUUUUUUUGCCUCAGUUUUGAAGUUGUCACUGCAGCUGCCCUUUGUGUUGGUGGAAUAAAUAUCACAAAUAAGUGGAGAAGCUAAAGUGUUGUAAAUGAUUCCUAGUCACAAUUUGAAAAGUUCGAUGAGCAUAACAAUAAGACUUUGUAUAAAAUAAACUUUUUAAAACGCAUCACCAGCUAGCAUGCCAACAAAUGUACGUUGAUAUUGUAAACAACUGUGAUCUCUAUUAAAAAAUUGGUCAUUUCAUGGUU
Molecule: messenger RNA, 2935 nt
Organism: Clupea harengus (Atlantic herring)
Lineage: Eukaryota; Metazoa; Chordata; Actinopteri; Clupeiformes; Clupeidae
Gene: tspan7
Product: tetraspanin 7
Cellular component (GO): plasma membrane
Source: RefSeq, a predicted model, not a curated record